This is a messenger RNA of Panicum hallii, 701 nucleotides long. RefSeq lists its product as uncharacterized. The transcript has 2 exons. NCBI's taxonomy places the organism in Eukaryota, Viridiplantae, Streptophyta, Magnoliopsida, Poales, Poaceae. The coding region runs from base 150 to 503 and encodes 117 amino acids. The record is from RefSeq and is a predicted model, not a curated record.
UUCACCACAUACCCAUCCCAGAGCGCGCAAAAGCCUAUCAGACCAAGAGAAGAGAGCUAGCGUCAGAGUCGCAUACCUUGGGUGAGUUUAUAAGGUAGCACCAGGACAACCAUCGGGCUCCGUUGAGACCACCAGGCAGAUCAGGCAUCAUGCAGCGGUGGACUCGCAACGGGAUGCUGAGCUUCUCCCAGCCGUCGGCAUCGUCGUCCCCCUUCGGCUUCUACGACCCCGGCCAUGGCGCGUCGAGCAGCCGCGGGCGGUCGCACGGGUGCCGGAGCCAGGACAAGGAGCAGCGCAACCUGGAGAAGAACCUGACCAAGGUGCGCAAGGAGUGGAUGAAGGUGAAGGAGGAGAUGGGGUACGCGAGGCUGCUGAGCGAGCACCUCAGCGAGACGGUGACGGAGGCCGACCGGAAGGUGGCCGCCAUGCUGGAGGAGCUCGACCGGACGGACAAGUACAUGCAGGACAUACUGUCGUCGUCGUCGUCCCCCCAGCAGAAAUGAACUAGCCGCGGUGGCAGAUGUUUUUUUCUUUUCUUUUUUGAGCCGGACAUUUGUGUGUUUAGCUAGCUAGAGCUUCUCCUUCGGGGGAUUUUUGCCAUUUGGUAUUCUUGUAGAUGUCCAGGGCCAGUAGUACGGCCGGCGUGUCUGUACAUCAUAUGCAGGUAGUCGACGGGUCUGAUAUAGUAUGUUAUUCUUCAG